Sorex araneus (European shrew) is the source of this 1602-nucleotide messenger RNA. It is a transcript of the gene MLYCD, whose product is annotated as malonyl-CoA decarboxylase. The record is from RefSeq and is a predicted model, not a curated record. Gene Ontology annotation, cellular component: mitochondrial matrix; peroxisomal matrix. The transcript is spliced from 5 exons. Gene Ontology annotation, biological process: fatty acid biosynthetic process; positive regulation of fatty acid oxidation; malonyl-CoA catabolic process. Lineage: Eukaryota; Metazoa; Chordata; Mammalia; Eulipotyphla; Soricidae. Gene Ontology annotation, molecular function: malonyl-CoA decarboxylase activity. The coding region runs from base 1 to 1458 and encodes 485 amino acids.
AUGCGCGGCCUCGGGCGCUGGCGGCGCGUCCUCCCGCCGCGGCUCGCGCCGCCGCCGCCGCCGCCCCGGGCCCGCAGCGCGCGGGCGGCCCCCGAGCGCGCCAUGGACGAGCUGCUGCGCCGCGCCGUGCCCGCCGCGCCCGCCUACGAGCUGCGCGAGCGCACGGCCGCGCCCGCCGAGGGCCAGUGCGCCGACUUCGUGAGCUUCUACGGCGGCCUGGCGCGCGCGGCCGAGCGGGCGCAGCUGCUGGGCCGCCUGGCGCGCGGCUUCGGCGUGGACCACGGGCAGGUGGCCGAGCACUGCGCCGGGCUGCUGCAGCUGCGCGCGCGCCCGCGGGAGGACGCCGCGCUGCUGCUGGCCGAGGACCGGCUGCGCCACGCGCUCGUGCCGCGCUACCGCGGCCUCUUCCAGCACAUCGGCAAGCUGGACGGCGGCGUGCGCUUCCUGGUGCGGCUGCGCGCGGACCUGCUCGAGGCGCAGGCCCGCAAGCUGCUGGACGGGCCGCACGUGCGGGAGAUGAACGGGGUGCUGCGGGCGCUGCUGUCCGAGUGGUUCUCCCAGGGCUUCCUCUGCCUCGAGCGCCUCACCUGGCACUCGCCCUGCGAGGUCCUGCAGAAGAUCAGCGAGUCGGAGGCCGUGCACCCGGUCAAGGACUGGAUGGACAUGAAGCAGCGCGUGGGCCCCUACCGGAGGUGCUACUUCUUCUCCCACUGCACCAGCCCCGAGGACCCGCUGGUGGUGCUGUACGUGGCUCUGACCCGGGACAUCUCCAGCGCCAUCCAGGAGAUCGUGGAGGCGCCGCCCGCGGAGGCGGAGCAGCCGGGCCGCGUGCAGGCCGCCGUGUUCUACUCCAUCAGCCUCACGCAGCCGGGCCUGAAGGGCGUGGAGCUGGGCUCCUUCCUCAUCAAGCGCGUGGUGAAGGAGCUGCAGAGGGAGUUCCCGCAGCUGGGCGCCUUCUCCAGCCUGUCGCCCAUCCCCGGCUUCACCAAGUGGCUGCUGGGCCGGCUGGGCACGCGGGACCCGGGCGCCGGCGAGCUCUUCUCGGACUCGGAGCGGCAGGAGCUGCAGGCGCUGGCCGGGGGCCCGCUGCCCGACGCGCUGCGGCGCCUGCUGGCCGGCGGCGACUGGGUGCAGUCGGCGGAGCUGGCGCGGGCGCUGCGCGGGCCCCUGCUGCGGCUCUGCGCCUGGUACCUGUACGGCGAGAAGCACCGCGGCUACGCCCUCGACCCCGUGGCCAACUUCCACCUGCAGAACGGCGCGGUGCUCUGGCGCCUCAACUGGCUGGCGGACACCAGCGCGCGGGGGCUGGCGGGCUCCUGCGGGCUCAUGGCCAACUACCGCUACUUCCUGGAGGAGACGGCCGCCAACAGCACGGCCUACCUGGGCGCCAAGAGCAUCCCGGCGUCGGAGCAGGUGCUGGGGCUGGUGGCCCAGUUCCAGAAGCACAGCAAGCUGUAGGGCCGCCACCGCCGGGACCCCGCCCCCGGCACGGCCCCCGCCCUCGGGACUUUGGCGCGCACCGGGGGUGCCGCCGCUCAGGGCUCCUCGCGGUGACUCGGACCCGGCUCGGAGGACGGGGCAGUAAAAGACGGGCGUGUCGCA